Cynoglossus semilaevis (tongue sole) is the source of this 9096-nucleotide messenger RNA. Its product is annotated as chondroitin sulfate proteoglycan 4-like. NCBI's taxonomy places the organism in Eukaryota, Metazoa, Chordata, Actinopteri, Pleuronectiformes, Cynoglossidae. Bases 1 to 7731 code for a protein of 2576 amino acids. The transcript has 24 exons. The record is from RefSeq and is a predicted model, not a curated record. Gene Ontology annotation, biological process: anatomical structure morphogenesis.
AUGGAGAAAGUGUUCAGUAGCCAACCAGCCGGUCAAGCUGACCAGGUGAACGACCAGGUGAACGACCAGGUGAACGACCAGGUGAACGACCAGGUGAACGACCAGGUGAACGACCAGGUGAACGACCAGGUGAACGACCAGGUGAACGACCAGGUGAACGACCAGGUGAACGACCAGGUGAACGACCAGGUGAACGACCAGGUGAACGACCAGGUGAACGACCAGGUGAACGACCAGAGACAAGUGAAGCGGUGUUGGCAGAUUAAUAAUAAUCCAGUCUUGACUCGAAGCACAGACAGGCAGAUUAGAAUCAGCUACGCUGUAGGCAGCUACACCGUAGGGCGCUACACCGGAGGUCGCUCCACCGUAGGUCGCUACACCGUAGGCAGCUACACCGUAGGCAGCUACACCGGAGGUCGCUACACCGUAGAUCGCUACACCAUAGGCCGCUACACCUUUGUGUGUCACCUGGUUUUCACCUUUGUUUCCCCUCAGGUCCGUCUGGACCUGGGCUCAGGUGAACAUUCACUGCGUUUUGAAGAAGGAAUAAAACCAUGUGACAGGAAGUGGCAUAUUGUGCAGUUGAACCAUGACGGACACAACCUAACCAUGACUCUGGACCAACAGUUCCACACCAGCCUGAGCAUGCCAGGUCCAGAUCGGGAACUCGGUGUCCUUGAUGGGCUUUUUAUCGGUGGGGCAGCUGCUCUGAAGUACCCCUACCUUCACGCCUCCACCGCUGGGUUUCGAGGUUGUGUGGAUGAAGUGGUGUUUAAUGAACAUAACCUGCUUUCAAGUCUCAGGCCGUACUUUGGCUUCAAAAGUGUCCACCAGGUAUCGACGGGUUGUGACUCCCAAUUUUCUGCAACAGAACUCGAUCCCGUCAGUUUCUCUGGGCCCAAAUCCUUCCUGUCGCUCCCACCGUGGGAGUUUCCACAGGAGAGAGUGUUUGAGUGUGAGCUUCACCCAUCUUCAAAGGAAGAAGACGGCGUGGUCCUGUACACCUCUGGCAACCAGGGAGAGUUCCUUGCAGUAGAGAUUGUAAAUGGCCACCUGGUGGCAACGGUAGGAAAUGCGGAGGGGAGUAAGGUGGAGCUGCGCUCUCCAACAAAUGUACGCAGGAGCUCCACCUGGUACGCCGUCCAGCUACAUCUGCUGCCCUACAGCAUCCGACUGAAGGUGGAUCAGGAGUCGAUCAAGGCCGAUCUAGGUCUGGAGCCGCAGGUUGUCCACCUCAAAGGUGCUCUUUUUUUAGGAGGGUUGGAUGAGAAGGCACACGGAGAGGCUAGGAGAGUUGGUCUGCGUUCUACCCUGUCACCAGCAGGGGGGUCCUUUAAAGGUUGUCUCCGAGACAUCAAAGUAAACAGUCAAAGUAAAGGACUUCCCCAAGCUCUCAUCACAAAGGACAUCACUGUGGGCUGUGGAGCAGCACACGUCCAGAUAAUGACAACCCCUAGUGGUCCAACGAGGACUCCACAGAUUCAGGCCACAACCGCAAAACCAAAUAUUACAAAUAAAAGGAUCCCAAACUUUCUGCUGCUCGGAAAACUGGAGGUGGACGAGGGAGGACGAGCUCCACUGGAGCCCAAACACAUCAAGGUAAAUCUAAAUUUUCGCAAACUAGGAAUCCAUCCUUCCCAGUUCAAGUUUCACAUUGAGAAGCGUCCAGUUUAUGGCCGGCUCCUGAUGGACCUCAGUCCAGACUCUGACGCCGACCUGGAUAAGGCACGAGAGAGGAACGCCACUGCGGGAACCCAGGACAAGAACGGGACUUUUAGCAUGCUUGACCUUUGGCAGGGCCGGGUGAUGUACGUUCACGGGGGCUCGGAGGAACCCAGUGACUUCUUCGUGUUCUCAGUUUCUGUCAGCAGCAGGAAGCAGAUACCUGGCUUUCUGAAGGUCAAACAUCUGCAGCGCUUUGAUAUCACAGUCACUCCUGUUAAUGACGGCCCUGAGCUCAGUCUCCCACGGGGAGAUGUCUUCACACUCCCACAGACGUCCAAACGACAGUUGACGACCGAUGUCUUGAAAGUGUCGGACCCCGACAGCAGUCCUACAGAGCUGGUCUUCAGCUCUCUGGGUGACAUCAUCACUGAAGCAGGACACCUUGAGCACAAUGAUUUCCCCCGGAGGGCGAUAAACUUGUUCACCCAACGUGAUCUGGAGGAGGGGAAGAUCGUCUUUGUCCACAGUGGCGUCUCCACCACCAGGCUGCUGCUGAGGGUCAGUGAUGGACAGAAGUCAAGCAACACGGUGGUUCUGCGGAUCGUAGCGGUUCCACUUGAGUACAAAGUGGUGAACAACACAGGUCUGGAGGUGAACCAGGGCCAGGCUUCGGUCAUCACUACUGACCAUCUGGCCGUGGAAGUAAACUUGGCAGAUCAGACGGCGGACGUUGUCUUUGAUAUAACGGAGUCGCCACGAUACGGCCAACUUCAGAGGCUGCACUCAAGUGGAGAAUGGAAAGUCACGACGUCCUUCUCCCAGAAACUGUUAGAAAAAGAACGCAUCCGUUACUUCAGCACUUACUUCGGCCUUCAGAGUCACAGGAACGUCAGCGAUCACUUCAAAUGUCACAUCAGCAUCAACGCUGUGGCUACAGCGGAGCUCAGUGUUCCCGUUGCGGUUCACUGGAUUCGCUUCAAGGUCACAAGAAGUAAGGUGGAGGUCAACAGCGUUGCGGCCGUUGUCGUGACCUCUGAGAACCUCCAGGCCAUCUCCAAAGGUGUCAAACUCCAGGAGAGCGACAUCUACUUCCGACUCCUGACCCUACCAAAGAAAGGUCAACUCCUCCUUCAAAACAAAGUUCUAGUGAAGAACUCAACCUUCAGCCAGAAGAACAUCACCGAUGGUUUGCUGAAGUACGCGCUGUACCACAGAGUACACGUCCACACCAGAGACAUGUUCAGCUUUCAGGUCUUUUCGUCACAAGCCGUUUCUUCCAGUCAUGACUUCAGGGUCAACAUUAAAAAUGGUUCCACUGAUGUCACUGUGGUCAACAAGGGGCUCACGGUCCUGGAGGGGGGCAGUCGAAUCCUCACCAAAGACUUCCUGUUCACGUACACUGCAGCUGGCCGUGAGGUCCAGUACACGGUGACAAAGAGUCCACAGCAUGGACAGCUGAGGAGGGUCAACCUGUCCAACUCCUCGUCCGUUAAUCACAACGUGGUCCUUUUCACAAACUGGGACAUUUCACAGGAGAGACUGAUGUACGUUCAUGACGACAGUGAAACCACACAGGACCAUUUCAAAUUUCAGAUUCUGGUACACACUGGUAAACAGGAAGAAAGUACCGGAGGUGAACGUAGCUUUAACGUCUCCGUGCAGCUGGUCAACGACCACCGACCUGAGAGGGUGGUGGACAAAGUCUUCAACGUGACCCGGGACGGUCAGAGGCUGCUGACGCUGAAUGACCUCCGCUACAAGGACGAAGACUCGGACUUUGACGACGGCGCCCUGGUAUACACUCGAAGGGGGAUUCCCAUGGGCGACGUGGUGCUGAGCAGUGACCCCAGUCACAAACUGUACCAGUUCACACAGAGGGACAUCCAGCAGAACAAGGUGCUGUUUGUCCACGGAGGAGUCAGCUAUGGACGGUUUGUGCUUUUUAUAAGCGAUGGGAAACAUUAUGUGUCUACUCUGUUUGAGGUCAUGGCCCAGGAUCCUUAUCUUCACGUGGAAAACAACACCGGUCUCAUGGUCCAACGAGGCGGGAACACAAACGUCACGUCUGCUAGCCUCAGCGUCCUUACCAACCUCGACAUCCGCGAUCCACAGGAAGUGACGUUCCAAGUCUUCCUCCCGCCUCAACACGGUGUCCUGUGCCUAAUGGACGGUGACUGUGACCCGGCCAAUCAGGCGAGUGGAGUUUCAACGUUCACCCAGUGGGAUCUAGAGACAGAGCGUCUGUCGUAUCACCACGACGGCAGCUACGAACUCUCGGAUUGUUUCAACGUUACAGCAAAGGCAAACGAGAAGAGCACCGCUGGGCAACGGGGCAGAAGGAGGAGGAGCGAGGUUCGUCUGGACAUCGCAGUUCCGAUUAAAAUCUACCUGGAGAGUCACCAGAGGCCCCCGACGGUCCUCACGAACCACCCGGUGGUCGUGGAAGAGGGACAAAAUGUCUCCGUCACUAGAGUGAAUUUAGAGGUGGUCCAUGAAGACAGCCGGCCCCCAGACGUCACCUUCACUGUCCUCAACCCCCCAUCUCUGGGCUUUCUUCAAAAGACCCCCCCUGUCCAUGAGCAGCAGACUAUCAAUGGGAAACAGCGACACCCACAGACCUUUGACCCCGAGCAGACGAGCUCCUUCACCCAGAGUGACGUGAACCAGGGAUUGAUCAUCUACCAUCAGCGGGCUGCUGGAGGCAGAAAUGACUCCGUUCUGUUGGAGGCGACCAACGGCAUGACUGAGGUUGGACCCAUCGUGCUGGAGAUUGACAUCAUUCCAAAACUUGUCCCUCUUCAGGUGUCUGAGUUGACCCUGGAUGAAGGCUCUGCUGCGCCUCUAACCACUGACCUCAUCAAGGUCACCAGUCAUCACUUCUCAGACGUGAACUUCCUCUACCAAGUCCUGGUUCCACCCCGACACGGACACCUGGAGCACAGCCGGAUCCCAGGGAUGGCCAUCGCUGCCUUCACACACACUGAGGUAGAACGUCACUUCAUCUCCUACGUCCAUGACGGCAGCGAGACACACAGAGACAACUUCACCCUGGUGGCCAAUCAGACAGAAACCAGCAAACACAGCCUGCCGUGUACCAUCAACAUCAGCGUGGCACCGGUCAACGACCAGACUCCUGUCGUCACGGCCAACCGAGGUCUGAAGGUCGCGGCCGGUUCAGUGACAGAAAUCACCGCAGAUGUUUUAAGCGCUGAAGACGCGGACACUGCGUCUGAGCUGCUGCAGUUUGUCGUCACGCCCCCGAGCAACGGCCACCUGGCCCUGAAGAGCGCCCCUUCCAGGCACAUUCUGAACUUCACCCAGGCUCACGUACAGAGUGGACGGCUGCUGUUUGUCCACAGUGGUGCCUUCACCGGCGGCUUCCACUUCCAGGUGAACGAUGGCGUGAACUUUGCUCCUCGACAGAUCUUCAGCACCACUGCAUUUUCUCUGGUGCUGACUCUGCAGAAAAACCAUCCAAUCGAGGUCUACCAAGGUUCUGUGAGACCCAUCUCUGGGGCGCACCUUCAGGUGGUCUCCAGCGACUCCACUAGAAACCACUCCGUGUUGUUUACGGUCGUCGUUCCUCCCAAACUCGGCCGAUUACUGCGACGCCUGCCCGACAACUCCACGCAGGACGUUUCCACCUUCUGGCAGAGCAUGGUCAACGACGGGGUCAUACUGUAUGAACAGACCAGACCACAGACCGUGGGUUGGUCCACCACAGACUCCUUCACUUUCACCGCGUCUUCUCCUCCUGCUGCCCUCCCUCCUCACAACUUCACCAUCCUGAUCUCCUUCUUGGCCAACGACCAUCACGACAGCCCUCAGCACAACACCGGAUUACUGAAUAAUGCAGGAGCGGUGGUGUCAGAAGGAGGCAGGGUGAAGAUCGACAGCUCCAAACUGGACGCCUCCAACCUCCUGGAGAAGGUUCCUGAAGCUCAGCGCAAAAAUCACCACAUCUGGUACCGAGUCAUUUCUCUGCCGCAGCACGGCACCUUGUCCGUACAAGGACGUAAUCUCACCAGAGAGACUCCACAUUUCUUACAGACCUCCUUAAAUCAGGUUGGAGUUACGUACGUCCACGACGACUCAGAGACCGUCAGGGACAGUUUCACCUUCCAGGCCGGCGCUGCUCCUUUAGACUCUGACCACAGAGUGAACGACAGUCUGAUGGUGACGGAGACGUUCAACAUCACCGUCACCCCGGUCAACGACCACCCACCCCUGGUCAGGAGCCCCACCCCCAGUAUGAAGGUGGUGGUUGGAGAGAGGGUGGUUCUGGGUCCAGACUCCCUCCAGGUUGAGGACCAGGACACCCCCCCUGAAGAACUUCACUACCUGCUCAUCAGUGGCUCCAACAACGGUUACCUGACCUUAGGAGAAAGACCAGAACCCGUCACCUCCUUCACGCAGUAUGACGUCAACCACGGUCGACUGCAUUUCACACAGCAGGGUGAGGCGUCAACGGGGGUUUUUUACUUCAACGUGACCGACGGUCAUCACCGGCCGCUCUACAAACUCUUCACUCUGGAGGUGGUUCAACCUUCAGUCUCCAUCGUCAACAACACUGGCCUCUCAUUGGUCCAAGGUAGGACGGCUGUGGUCCUAACAACCAAUCAGCUGGCAGCACGAACAAACGGCCGAAGCCAGGCCAACAUCAGCUACACCGUUACUGCGUCGCCUCAGCACGGGCGCAUAGCCAUCAAUGACCAGGAGGUGGUGGGCUUCUGCCACCAGGACCUUCAGUUUGGUCGGGUGGUCUAUCACAUGACUGACCUCAGCGAAUCAGAGGACACGUUCCAGAUCUCAGUGUCGGCUUCCUCACAUGGUGUGGAUUAUGGUAAUGUGAGCGGUCAGACGGUGAAGGUCACGGUGCGGCCGCUCCUCUACCUGAGAGAACCGAUCCGGGUUCCCAGUGGGAUCGCUGUUAAACUGGGAAAAUCCAUGAUGGACGCGUCUGAACUGGCCAGGAUCAGCAGGUCGGACCCGGUCUUUGAAGUUCUGACUUCACCGAAACAUGGAAAACUGGUCAAGAUGACAUACGAUCCUACCCAGGCGUCCCAGCUUCUGAAGUCCUUCACUUUCAGAGAUGUGGUUCAAGGCAGGGUUGCCAUUGAGGAAACUCUGAGUGACGACGACAGCCAGCUUCAUGACAACCAAUCAGCACUGGCCACAGCUGGAGGCCACGCCCCUGCCACGCCUCUCAACGAUUCCUUCACCUUCUUAUUGAAGGCUGGAAACGUUCAGCCAGCCAAGGGCGAGCUCCACUUCACCAUCUUUCCACACCACCAGAUGGGUCACGGUCCGGACGGUGCAGGUCGCACGCACGCUACACCCCCCCGACCGCCGGCACAAAAUAAGACGACUUCAGGCGGAAAAGCAGGGGAGGGUGUGGGUUUACAUCCCCAUAUUUUAUUACAUAAAGCCAACAACAGGACCCAUCACCGACCGAGGACUCACCACCGCUGGGGGAACCACAGUCGUACCAGAGACAAGUCGGGGAGCAGCCCAGCAGGACCAGACCAACGUGGGCCGCUGAACCCACCUGACGUCCAACCGGAUCAUUUAGAGGUCCUUCCUCGUCCAGCGUCGGACCCGCUCCUCAUAAUACUGCCCCUGCUGGCCUGUUUGCUUCUCAUCGUUAUUCUUGUGGUCCUGAUUCUGGUGUUCCGUCGCCGGAAGGAAAAGCGUUCCCGGACGCAGCUCAUCCAGCAGUUGGCUGCGGUGCGGGUUCCCCUGGAGGAAAGCCCCCGCCUGCGUGGUCCUGAACCAAGUGUGGCAAUGCCAAUGGUGGUGGUCACCCCUCUUGGCCCUGUCAGUUGUCCCAACUCCCCAAGGAUUCCUGUGAGUCCCAGAAGAAGGAGGACCAGUCUGGCUCCCAGCAUGACCUUCUGGGGGUCGGUAGACGCUGACGCAGGUUUAACCGAGGCUCAUGGGAACAGGAGACGUGGAGUCAGUGUCAGAAGGAGUGAUGUGACGCGCGGUGAUGUUGUCCUGAGGGUUUCUACAGACGCUGGUCAGCGUCAGUGGCCGACUCUUCAACACCAGCAGUUCUGGGUUUAAUAAGGUGGAGCCUUCGUACUGUGUGGUCGACACCAUCUGUGGGUCGGAGCCUCCAACCACAUCCAUGUUCCUUCCUGUACCUGAUUAGCUACAGGUCACUGCCCACAUACCAUGGUUAUGGUUAUUAAGCAAUACAGCCACUGGGGGCAGUGCUCCACUUCACCUUCACUGCCUUUAGACCCAGAACCCGUUUGCGUCGCUGCUGUGUUCUUGUCUUCUUCUUCUCUGUACCUUUCUGUCCCGUGGGAGCUAUUCUGCCCCCAUAGAUGUCAGGUGGAACUGCUUCGAUUCCUGCACCGACGAACGCAUCUCCAAAAACGUACUUAAUCAUGAACCUAACCUAUGAACCUGUGGAGCUCUGCCACUACUGGUCAGAGAGUGGUACUUCAGACAGACAUGGAUUUUAAGCAGAAUCAGAAAUGACUUUAGUGACACCUGAGGGAGAGAACGUGUACUGCAGUUCAGUCUGAUACUUUACUUUUUAUUUGUUACUUCAUUUCUCUUUACUUUGACUCUAGAUGGAUGGAUGAUGGAUGGAUGGAUGAUAGAUGGAUGAUGGAUGAUGGAUGGAUGGAUGGAUGGAUGAUAGAUGGAUGAAUGAUAUUAAUCCCUUUGGGAAAUUUAGCAUCAUUUUCUGUGUCUUUCCUCUGUGUCCUGUUUAUUGACUGAGAUCUGGCUAAUGCUAAGCUACUUGAGCUACAGUGAAUUAAUGCCUGGUUUUAACAUUUGUACUGAACUCAGAGUUUAGGUGUUAUUCAACUUUAGUCGACGGAUGUACUGCUUUACUGACUGUUUGUUUUUGACCAGCACACCUGCAAUAGCCAUUUGUAUCCGCUAGAUGUCACAGUUGUCAUUCUGCUCGUGCAUGCACUUCAGCAGCGUUCAAGUGACGUGUGGUUUUCAAACAGCAGAAGUCUCAGAAGUCCCCCCCCCCCCUUCUUUCCUCUCCCGUUUUUUCGGCUGCUGCUGAAGGACUGUUUAUUUUGAGUGGAAUGUCAGAAGUUGCCGUUUAAUAAGACAGUGAUGCCUUCACUGUCCUAGGGGGAAAAGCAGCACGGUGGGCGUCCAGAGUGUGUUGACGUCUGUCAGUCACAGCUGGGACUCAACUUCAAAAACACAGUUUUAAAGACAAACUUUUGGUUUUUAUAAUUUAUUUCUUUUCCUUCCAGACUCAGGACAACCAGCUUCUUCUGUCGUGACCUUUUGACCCCCCCCCCAACCCCAGCAUAUUCUAAUGUUUUAAAGUAUAUGUUUUUAUAUACAGAUAUAACCUGUAUAUGUGUGUAAAUAUAUGUACAUAUAUGUUCUUGGAAACAAUCCAUUUCUAUUAGAAAAAUAAAUAUUAGAAAGAACUCACAGUACAAA